CUCUCCUCUCUCUCUCCUUUUCUUUUCAUCUCUGUGCUUGGUACAGCAGUGUAGCAGUCGUGUGGUAUUCUGCAGUAUUCAAGAAGUAUUUCACAGUAUUCUACAGUCGUCUGGAUUCUGGUGUUCUGAGGACAGGUGUUACAGCUGAGGCACUAAGCCAUGUUCAUGUCCAUCUCUCAGCUCAGACCAGACCAGGAUCGGACAGCUGAUUCCUACAGUCGAACAGAACAGUGUUUCUCAACCUUUCUAUACCAGGGGCCUGUAUGGAUCUUCCUACUUCAUGGUUUACAUUUAAAACAGAACUGUCCAAAUGAGCGAACCAUCUAAGGGAUUGGUCUACAACAUCCCGGGGUCGUUGAGAAACAUCGCAGUAUUCCAGCUCUCUGUAAGUGUGUGUGGGAUGUCGUGUCAGGGCUAGAGCCCUUCCCUCUCCCAUGAGCCUGUGUGCCCACACACACACACGGCGCCCCCACACACACACACGGCGCCCCCACAAACACACAGACACACGGCGCUGACGUUGUGAAGUGGACCCUCGGAAACAGACCGGAGCAGAACCGGAUCAAACCAGCCUGUGGGCCGGCGGGGCGGAACCUGAGGAUGUCAACAGAGGCGGAACUACAGCCAGCUGUCAGGCCCAGUGUCAGGAGAGACUCCAGGAGGAAAGGGCAGGAUCGUAGCGAGGCCGGGUUGAUCAGGCGGUUUAAGGGGGAUGGCGUUCGCUACAAGGCUAAACUCAUCGGUCUGGACGAAGUCACGGCCGCAAGGGGAGACAAACUCUGUCAAGACUCCAUGAUGAAGCUCAAGGGUAUAGCAGCAGCAGGGCGGUCUAAAGGAGACCACAAACAGAAGGGUAUAGCAGCAGCAGGGCGGUCUAAAGGAGACCACAAACAGAAGGUGUUUCUAACUGUCUCCUUUGGAGGGAUCAAGAUCUUUGAUGAGAAGUUUGGGGUCCUCCAGCACCACCAUGCGGUCCAUGAGAUCUCUUACAUCGCCAAGGACAUCACAGACCACCGAGCCUUUGGUUAUGUCUGUGGGAAAGAGGGCAACCACCGCUUCGUAGCCAUCAAGACAGCACAGUCUGCAGAACCAGUGAUCCUGGACCUCCGGGACCUGUUCCAGCUCAUCUAUGACAUCAAACAGAGGGAGGAGAUGGAGAAGAAAGCCCAGAAAGACAAACAGUGUGAACAGGCUGUGUACCAGACUAUUCUGGAAGAAGAUUUGGAGGAUCCGGUCUACCAGUACAUUGUGUUUGAGGCGGGACACGAGCCCAUCCGUGACCAAUCAGAAGAGAGCAUUUAUCAGGUUCCGACCAGUCAACAGAAGGAGGGGGUAUAUGACGUCCCCAAGAGACACCCAAAUGCUCAAAAUGGUCACCAACAACAACAACAACAGCCACAACAACAGCCACAACAGCCACAACAACAGUCUCUGAUAGAUCUCAUGGAUAUGGACAGUGUAUGGACUCCACAGAAUAUCAACCAAUUAGAGCUCUUUGGAGACAUCUCCACACUCCCGGACAUCUACUCCCCCUCGACCCCUGCCUCUCCAGCCAACACCCUGGACCCCUCUCUGGGCCUGCAGCCCACAACCGAACUCUUCACCCCCUUCAACCCCGCCUCCGUACCCUCAGGUUAUGUGACGAUGGGAGCGGUACCUCCAGGUCAUGUGUGGUCCCAGCAGGCGUUUGCAGCCCAGGCAGGUCCUCUGUUCGGGGUCCCGUCCCCCCUGGGUCAGUCCCUCCCUGUGGCCCAGGUCCUGCCUGGAGGCCAGCCACUCAUCUGGGGCCAGGCCAACCUCUUCCCUGCUACACAGCAGCAGUGGGCCGCCAUGACUGGAGCAGGGUUCCCUGCUACAGCCUACCUCCCAACCCAGCCAGGGUCUCUGCCUGCCAUGUUCCUCCCAGUCAAUCAACCCUGCGACGGCCUAUCAUCUGCCGGCGCUGCCUCGAACCCCGCCCCCUCGUCAGCCUCCAGUCCACAGCAUGCAGAGAGGCAGCGGCAGAAGAUGAGCAAGGAGAUGUUUCAGGACUUCCAGCUAGCGAAGCCCCCUGCCAUGCCUGCUAAGAUGGGGGACCAGCACCAAAGUCUAGCAGGGACCUCAGAGGCCUUCAGUUCCUAUUUCAGCCGCGUGGGGACCGUCACCGAUACAGACGACUGUGACGACUUUGACAUCUCUCAGCUCAACCUCACUCCUGUCACCUCCACCACGCCCUCCACUAACUCACCUCCGACCCCGGCCCCCAGACAGAGUUCUCCAUCUAAAUCGUCGCUGUCACACGUUAGUGACCACAUUGACCACAUCAGUGACCCUCCCACAGACGCCACCGACCCCCCCACAGAUGACUCGUUCGGCGAGGUGGAGGGCUCCCCCAGUCGCAGUGGAGAGGAGGAUGCGGCGUGUGGGUCUGGGUCUCCAUGUCCCAGUGAGACAGCAGGUUCUAGUCCAGCCCAGACCAGUCCACCUGCCAACAGCUAGAUAGAUGCUGGCUGGGUGCUGGGGGAAGGAUCCUCUCUAUGCCCAGGUCAACAAAGGGAAGAAAUAAAGAGACACAGUGAACACUGGACACUGGACUGACCAACCAACGCUGACCAACCAACCCGAUGUGUGUGUGUGUGUGUUACUCCUCUCAAGCAGCAGCCUGGCCACCCCUCUAACAAAGGAUAGAACGCUCCAUCUACUCCCUCUACUCUCUUUUCAUUCAUUCAUCUCUCCGUCUCUCUCUCUCUCUCUCCCUCCAUCAAACGUUGCUAGAGACUAUGCUGCCAAAAGGGGACUGGGCCAAGUGUUGUCUCCCUUCCUAACUCACACAGUGUUAUCAGACAUGGACCAAAUGAGUGUCUGUAGCGAGUGGAUCCUGUGGGACGAGGCCGGAAUGGCAUGCCUGGAUCCUUAUUUUUGAUUAGCCAGUUUAUUGGGAUCUUGGCAUCUGAUUGGCUGUUUGGGUGUUUCACCUUCAUGUGAGCGUCUGCUGGAUGACUAUGCAGAAACAGACUCUCUGGGAGCUACUCACACACACACACACACACACACACACACACCGACACAGUGUUUUGCCAAAUGUCUCUUCUCAGACAGAUUCAGAGGGAAGACUUCAGAGGGAAUGGACUCAGCGGGGCAUGGAUGUUGCCAGCCUAACGGGCACCGCCUGGCAUGGACGAACAUUGCCAAAUUACCGGGCACCUCCGCCUUCGGAUGGAUGUUGCCAAACUGAUUCUGUGAUUGAACUGCUCAUUCUCUAUAAUAGCUUUUGUACAAUAUCGAUUAAAACAGACAAGGGGAAAUUGAGUUUUUAUUUUAUAAAUCCAUCAAGACGCUCUACUGUCAGCUCUACUGGAGUUGCACAUUCACAUGGCUUUAAGAGACCUGAUCGUUGGUUUGCCAAACUCAUUUUGUAAAUAAUAAUAAUAAUAAUAACAACAACAACAACAAUGAUCAUUCUGUCCGCAGGACUUCUGUGCCAUAAAAUAGGCUUCAGUUAGGCUACCAGAAGGUAUCAAGCAAUACCAACAUCUUCUCUGUCCGUCCGUCCGUCCGUCCGUCUGUCUGUCCGUCCGUCCGUCCGUCCGUCCGUCCGUCCGUCCGUCCGUCCGUCCGUCCGUCCGUCCGUCUGUCUGUCUGUCUGUCUGUCGGUCUGUCUGUCCGUUCCUCCGUCCGUCCGUCUGUCUGUCUGUCUGUCUGUCCAGGUUUCUGUUGCUCUCUCAACCCCUGACGUUGUUUGGUCUAUGACCCUAUGAGUGUCUUUCCCUAAAUCAGACCUCGUCUACACUGCAGUCCUUUGUUGAUCAAUAUCCAUGUGCCCUGUAACCUCGUACAGUCAUACCAUCCUCCUGUCUGUGCGUCAUAUAAUCUCUCCGUCUGAGAGACGGGAGCAUUACCCAUCAUCACAACCACCCCGGACACUCCCUACAGCUGUAUGUCUGUCAUCAGCCCCCAGCCCUGCUCGGCUGUCUGCCUCCAUGUCUGUCUGUCUGCCGGUCUAUCCGUCCGUCUGUCUCUGCUAGUACUACAUCAACUGUGAUGCCAAUGACUCCCUAUUUUAUGGCCAGAAUCUCUGUGUUAUUAGACUUCUCUGGACUGACAACUGAUUAAUAACGACGUUUGGACAAUAGAAGAAGAAGAUGAGGAAGUGGACUAAAAAGGGAGAAAAAAAUGCUGUUUGAUUACGUAACAUUUCUAGACAUAUUUUAACCUUACCUCAGAUAGCGGUUUCUUAAUGUAAAUUGACACAUUAUUUUUUAUCUUUAUGAAUACAACAGCAUUCUACAGUGGAUUUUUAGAGGACUUUUAUUUUCCGUUGAUUUACAUCUCCACCAUGUAUUACAGUUCCUAUUAAACACAUCCCAAUGACA
Messenger RNA from Oncorhynchus keta (chum salmon), 4352 nucleotides. Its product is annotated as disabled homolog 1-like. Bases 601 to 2478 code for a protein of 625 amino acids. Gene Ontology annotation, biological process: ventral spinal cord development; lateral motor column neuron migration. The record is from RefSeq and is a predicted model, not a curated record. The transcript is spliced from 20 exons. NCBI's taxonomy places the organism in Eukaryota, Metazoa, Chordata, Actinopteri, Salmoniformes, Salmonidae.